AUGGAAGAACUUCUUCUCUGCGAUCAAAGCUGUCUACGGUCCGCCGACGAAGGGCACUACUCCCCUCCUCAGCGCCGAUGGCCGUAUCCUUCUUACUGAGAAAACACAAAUUCUACAGCGAUGGGCCGAGCAUUUCCGAGGCGUCCCCAACCGCCCCUCCUUCAUCUCCGAUGCCGCCAUCGCCCGUCUGCCGCAAGUGGAGACCAACGUGGACCUCGACCUCCCGCCAUCUCUCCAGGAGACCAUCAGGGCCGUGCAGCAACUCUCCAGCGGGAAAGCACCCCGAUCUGACGCUGUCCCUGCUGAGGUCUACAAGCACGGAGGUCCCCAACUCAUGGAUCACCUGACUGCGCUCUUCCAGGAGAUGUGGCGUCAAGGCGAAGUCCCGCAAGAUUUCAAAGACCCAACCAUCGUGCAUCUCUACAAGCAAAAAGGGAAUCGCCAAGUCUGCGACAAUCACCGUGGCAUCUCGUUGCUUAACAUCGCCGGGAAGAUCGUCGCUCGCAUCCUUCUCAACCGCCUCAAUAACCACCUGCAACAGGGCUUUCUGCCGAAAAGCCAGUGCGGCUUCCGUCGUCAUCGUGGGACCACGGAUAUGAUCUUCGCCGCCCGCCAACUACAGGAGAAGUGCCCGGAGAUGCGGACCCACCUGUACUCUACCUUCGUUGACCUGACGAAAGUCUUCGACAAGGUGAAUCGUGAAGGACUGUGGAAGAUCAUGCAGAAUUUCGGCUGUCCGGAGCGAUUCACUCAGAUGGUGCGUCAGCUGCACGACGGUAUGAUGGCGCGAGUCACGGACAACGGAGCUGUCUCAGAGGCAUUCGCAGUGACCAACGGAGUGAAGCAGGGAUGCGUGCUGGCGCCUACCCUCUUCAGCCUUAUGUUCUCUGCCAUGCUGAUGGACGCCUACCACGACGAACGCCCCGGGAUCCGCAUCGCCUACAGGACGGACGGUCACCUGCUGAAUCAACGGUAG
This is a messenger RNA of Spirometra erinaceieuropaei, 976 nucleotides long. NCBI's taxonomy places the organism in Eukaryota, Metazoa, Platyhelminthes, Cestoda, Diphyllobothriidea, Diphyllobothriidae. The record is from the annotation of a GenBank genome assembly.